Molecule: messenger RNA, 1338 nt
Organism: Haemonchus placei
Lineage: Eukaryota; Metazoa; Nematoda; Chromadorea; Rhabditida; Trichostrongylidae
Source: the annotation of a GenBank genome assembly
UUUACAAUUUUAAUAAUGCUGGAAGUCCUGAAUGCUGAGCGCCAAGGUUUGCGAGCUUUUCACAAAAUUGGGGGCUNCUGUGCAACCCGUAUUUUGCAGAUAGCAGAGAGGGCACAUAAAGCUGGUCAACGGCAAGUUAGAAAACUCAGAAAGGAUCCGCCAUUAUGUUUCAUAUUUAUGAAUAGAGCAUAUCAUAAAUAUGGACUCAAACACAUCGUUUUAAUACUGGUAUUUCUUUUCUACACAAUUGUUGGAGCAUUUAUCUUUCUUGUCGUCGAAGGACCAUAUCAAAAUGGUCUGAAGGACAUCAAAUUUCAGCGUAUCGCUCAUAAUCGAUCUCGACGGGUUAUGCACUUAAUGGCACGUGUAUUUAAUAAUUCAGAGUAUUUGGUUUACAUCAAAGGCAACACAACAUUGCGAUUGCAGAAGCUCUUCAACGAUGAAUUGGCCUCAUAUGAACGACAGCUGGGAAUCCGAUGGAGUGAACAACGGAUGGAAUGGGAUUUCUGGACUGCGUUGUUGUUUGCUGGCACCAUAUGCACAACUAUAGGAUAUGGACAUAUCUAUCCAAUUACGAACGCCGGAAAGGUUAUCACUAUGGUAUUCGCUCUCUUUGGCAUACCAUUGGUGUUGCUGGUACUUCAAGAUAUUGGUAAACUCCUCACAAUAACGAUGAAGUUUCCAUGGUUCCAAACGAAACGAGUCGCUAGGCGUAUUUUGAGAUGUUGCACAAAGCAGUCGCUACAAGAAAUGAGAGAAAUUGAGGCUGCUGAGCGCCGAGAUCUGGACAUCUUCGACCUACCGGUUCUUGUCGGCCUUUCUCUGAUCGUCGGAUGGGUCCUGCUUUGCUCGAUGGUGAUGUCCGUCUGGGAUCAGAACUGGACGUGGUUGGAGUCAUUUUACUUCUUUUUCAUAUCCUUAAGUACGGUAGGACUUGGUGACCUUGUGCCUUCAUCACCACGUCUCCUUAUAAUCAUGUUUGGUUUCAUUCUCGUCGGUCUUUCAUUGGUAUCUAUGGUCAUCAAUCUACUCCAAACAAAAGUAAGGAAAUCUAAACAGUGCUGCGUGGAUGAUCCAAUGUCUGAGAGCUUAACGCGAUCGACACAAACGAAUCUAAGUCUACCGGGCGUGCGACAGGUUGUGCUCCGCUCUGAUGGAGUACAUUGGAUCACUGACGAAGCGCCCGUCAAGAGCCCAGACGAGGUAACACGAUUGGUCGAGCACGAAGGAGGACUGCGGGUCUGUGAACAAAUAGGAGACAAUAAUAGUGAUGACGAUAGCGACAGCACGGCAGAAGAAAUGGACGUAUUGCUUGAAAAGGAGGAGAGCGAUAUCUAA